AUGCUACUUGUUCUUAGAUCGACAGGAUGGUUUCGACCCCUCCUGCUUUCCCUGUCGUUGUCCUCCCUCCUAAAUCCAUUUUUCUUCCCCUUUGAUCCCUCCCUUAUCUUUAAACACGCGUGA
Fusarium verticillioides 7600 is the source of this 123-nucleotide messenger RNA. RefSeq lists its product as hypothetical. The record is from RefSeq and is a predicted model, not a curated record. The coding region runs from base 1 to 123 and encodes 40 amino acids. The transcript has a single exon. NCBI's taxonomy places the organism in Eukaryota, Fungi, Ascomycota, Sordariomycetes, Hypocreales, Nectriaceae.